CAGGGCUGAAUCAAUCUUGACUGAGGAAAACAAAAAAUCACGUUAGUUUAUCAUGUAAACGUGAACUAUCACAGACGUUAAAUCGGGUAGAUUUUGUCUCUGAAAACGUGAAUGAAGUGUUAAUCUCUUAUUUCCUGAUUUGUGCGUGAAUUUAUGAUUAAAUCUCCUGGAUCUAUCAGAUUCUCUUCGGCUACUGUAAGUUAAACUGUUUCUUGAAUAAUGCAAUCGCAUUUUUCCAGCUGGUGGAUCCCGAACGCAAGUUUGGACAGGUAAUUUGCGCGCGCGCACGCCCUUGUCUGAGCACAACAGGUAUCAGAAUCAGGAAGCGCCUGACUUUGUCGUCAAACUCAAUCCACCAUGCACGAUUUAAGGAUUUAAAAUCAAACAACGAUUUAAAAACACACACACACACACACACACACACACAUACACAUUACUUUGGAAAGUUCCGGAACCUCUGAAGGAGAACGAUGGGCUCGUGCGUGUUUCCAGUGUUCAUUGGAUUGAUUUUACUGCAGAUUCACAAACUCUCAGAAUGUUAUCAAAUAGAUGUGACCGCUGACUCUGGCACUAUCGUAAUCUUCAGCAAGAAGCCAGGACAUGGUCUGAACUGUAGCAUGUGUAAGGAUGAAGGUCCAUCUCAGACCUGUAACUCCAACCUCAGACUUACUGAAGCUCAGCCCACCACCGUGACUUUCAACUGCUCUCAGCCGGGGGACGUCUUUAAUGUGGAGAUCAACCAAGAAAUCGAUUGCUUAACAACAGACUGCAGCAUCAUUGCAGUGCAUCCGGAUUCGACACGAUUCCUGGAGUUCACCAGAACCUUCACCUGGGAUCUGAAGGUUCAGCCAGGCAAGGUGUUCCAGCUGGACUUCCCAUCUCCAGGAAUGAGACAGAUCAAGCCUUCAGAAUCUUGUCCAGACAAACACACCUACACCAUCACCGUAUACCAGCGCACAGGACCGGCCAACAUCGGCUCGUUCUGUCGGAAUGGUACCAUCAGCCGUAUCCAGGUCUUGUAUAGAGGUCGAGUGACUCUGGAGGUUCCCAGAGGUACAGACCUGAACCCAUCUGACUUCAAAGUGUCCAUGGGACCAACAGCAACAGGAGUAGUUGAGAUGGAUGUCAGGCUGCCCAGAGGACCGUUUUCUGUUGAUUUCUUUACUCCAAACUAUGCCAAAGGCUACUACGAUGAACAAAAAAUGAAGUGGAACUUUGCUGUUAAGCCUAUGCACAAUUUUACUGUUCAAUUUCAACAUUACACUCCACCAGAAUGCCAAAACAAAAAGGUUGUGUGUGAUUAUGCACUGGGUGACAAGACUUCAUUCACAGUGGCCCCAACAGACACUCAGCCGGCUAAUAAACAGGGAGAUUUCAGCCUGACUCUGACCACCUGUGAUGUAAAGUCUGUGGCAAAUGUUUCUGGGCUUUCCUUGAAUUUCAACGUGGAGGUGUUCAGGAGUGGGACUCCAUAUCUUUGGACUGUGGAUCUCUGGAACAAGGAGGGAUUGAGUCUGCAAAUAGAAAAUAAAAACCCAGAGUCGUACUGUGAAAUGAGCUUGAACUCUGUGACGCAGGAGAAAAUAGUGGUUCCUGCGGGCACCAAAGCUGACCUGUCCUUCCUCGACUGCCCCAUGCAGGAUCUGCAGCUGACAGCCACCAAAGUCAUAGACUGUCCCAGUGUGUCUGCCCGUGAUCUGACCAUUCCCACUCUGGACCCUAGCCUUCCUCUUCCCCUCCAUCAGUUCACCUGGCUGCUCCGUUUGCAGGAUCAAGGCACCGUGGAUCUCAUGUCUCCAAAGGGAAGCAAACUGCACCAGUCUCUGCCAGACAAGCAGUGUAACGAGAGAGUCUCGCUGCUGAUAUCUGAGACUGAGGGCUCCAGCAUUGGCCAGUUUUGCUCUGUAGCUGAAGGCACUAUCCAAAAAAUCCAAAUCAAAGGAAACGUUUCCAUCACCGUAACUCCUAAAAACAUAAAAGACCUGAGCCAGGAAAAAGAACCUUUCUUACAAUUUGGCAUUAGUCCAGAGAUCAUGGAAAAUGUAAUCUACACUGUAUCUCCACUCAUUUCGGGACCCAUGUACCUUGCAACACCAAACUGGCCCGACAGCAUGAAUCCUUCCUCAUCCGCCUCAUGGAUCGUCUACAUUCCCCAAGAUUACAUGGCCGAGCUGUUGUUCUCCAACGUCAGCAAGCCCAAAUGUGACUCAGGCCACACCGAGGUCUCGAUUGGACCGCUGGACUCUCAAGGCCAAACGCAGUCCUGGAGAGAAGAUCAGAGUUUCCCCAGUCCCUUUGUCCAACAGCAGAGCUUCUACCUGAACAUGUCCAACUGUGAGCCCAAGAGCGACCGCUUCGCUGUGCUCUCAAAGAUCAGUCUGCAGAAGGAAACCAAGAAGUUGCUGGGCAUUAUCUUGGCUAUAGUCGGAGUGCUGCUGUUGUUGAUAAUCGUCACACUUAUAGUCGUGUGCGUCAUUCGAAAAAGGAAAAACAAACCCAAGACCAACAGGUCCUCCAUCUAUAUGCCCAGAGGGAAACCUGUCCUCCCGGGUAAUGCCGGCUUCCCAAAGUCCAGAACAGACAAUGAGUCCCACGUCUACGCCUCUAUCGAUGACCCCACAAUGUACAGACACUCGGACAAGAACCAACCUGCAGAGGUUGACAACGGAGCCUGGAGCAAUGGACAUCAGGUGGACGCAUACCAUCCGUUCAUGGGCCCCACGGACUCCGUCCCGGCAGCUACUGAUUCAUCUGCUGAAUAUGCGCUGGACAGAAGAGAAGGAGAUGCAUUUCAGCCUUUCCUAAACCCACCCAACACCUUUAACCUGCCGAGGCCUCGCUCGCCGCUCGUAUCGCAGGGAAGCUUAGGAUUCGAAGAUCGUAGGAUGAUGGAUAACGCGCUGAACACUUUCAAGAGUGUCGGGGAUAUAAAUCCCAUUCGUCUGUCUGCUGAUGAGUCCAGACUACAACCGCAAAUGGAUUCAGACUCGGAUACUCAUACUGAGCCAGAAUAUGAGGAGGCCAUGUGAGGAUGAGGAUAUGAUUAUGUGCCUGCUCGCCAAAAACUGUCAAAUUUUAUUGGGAGAGCAGAAAAGCCAUUGGCUGCAAGCCUGUGCAUGUGCGCAUACAAAGACAAUGUUUUUAUGUACAGCUUUGAACUAAUGGAAAAAGGCCACUCUCUCUCUCGCCGCCCUAGUGGUCGUGUGUGUAUCUUGCAUGUAUAUUUUAUUAAAAAUUCAGUUUUAAAGGUUUUUAUUGGGCUUGUAGCCUGAAUGUACAGAAUUAACGCUCUUGUCGGAGCCGUUUGAGAGCCGAACCCCUGGUGGAAGUGUGCCGUGACUUUUCUCUAUUGGAUAUUUUUUGUUUUAGCAGUGAAUGUCUCCAGGUUACAGGUUUCGUAUGUGUUUAUUCAUUUCUGUAUGUUUACUUCAUUCAUUCCUAAAAUAAAUUCUCAGGUAUUUUAAUAGAUGUUCCACUCUGUUCAGAAUGAUAAUCAGAUGCAGAGUUUUCACAUUUUCUGCAAUGGAUUUGAAGAAAUAUCAGCAGAACUCUCUGGAAUAGAUGUUAAAAUGCAUUUAACAUGGUAAAAUUAGGGAUGUCAUGCUCAGUAAACAAUAAAUAGCUGAUAUUAAAGUACUCCAUUUUGUCUAAAAAAACUAAACAAAACAAAAACUACAAAUCAUUUAUUACGUGCUAAAACCCAAGCUAAGUAUCACAGCAUUAUAUAAAGCACUGUAUGAAAAAUGUAUAUUUGAGACUACAUUUGACUGCAUUUAUGAUAGAUGAUCGUAAAGACAUUUAAAUGUACAAAUGAGAAUAAUAAAUAAUGAUAAAUCUUUCUUAUCAACCAAUAACCAAUAUCACGCAAAAAUGUAGGUAAAAUGUGAUAAAUGGAGCUGGCAAAUUAAAACUCAAUGGCAAGUGAAAGGCAAAUUAGUCAAAAUAUUUAAUGAAUAUGUAAUAAGCAUCUCAAUUCUGCGGAAAUCUGCAGAAUACAGGCAUAUAUUUGAUAUACUUUGAGAUAAAAAUAUCUGUUCAGGUUGUCUCAGGCUAGACAUUUAGUUUGUUAGAAAAUAAACAAGUAACAAAGCUAGCAAUCUGAAAUAAUCAUCGUUCAACUGCAUUUUAUCAGGUACCCAGAUUUCAAUAGUCUUAAAGGAAUAUUCUCCCAAAAAAAUGAAAAACUGCUGAAAACUUACUCGCACUCAAGCCAUUCAAGAUAUAGAUGAGUUUGUUCAUCAGAACAGAUUUAGAGAACUUUACCAUCACUUGCUCACCAAUGGCUCCUCUGCAGAGAAUCCAAACAGCUGAUAAAAACGUCAGAAUAAUCCACGCCACUCCUGUCCAUCAAUUACUGAUGAAAAAAGUUGUGUAUUUGUAAGAAAUAAUUUCAUCAAUAAAAUGUCAAUUUCAAA
Messenger RNA from Onychostoma macrolepis, 4415 nucleotides. It is a transcript of the gene cdcp1b, whose product is annotated as CUB domain containing protein 1b. The record is from RefSeq and is a predicted model, not a curated record. The coding region runs from base 471 to 3029 and encodes 852 amino acids. The transcript has 9 exons. NCBI's taxonomy places the organism in Eukaryota, Metazoa, Chordata, Actinopteri, Cypriniformes, Cyprinidae.